AUGAUAAUCAGAUAUGGCCCCAAUUUCCCAUCCGGUAACUACUCUUACAGCAAUGUCAGUGAUGUACGAAUUCAUCCAUCUUAUUUGGCAAAUAUCAAUAAACUGUUCAGGAAUGAUAUUGCUCUCCUAAAAACAGAGCUGAUAGUACUGGAGCAGUACGGCAGACUCAGUGUUCUAGACGCUGCCACGUUAGUUGGUCAUGCUGCACGUGUAUUUGGUUUCGGGAUCAUGAAUGAUGGUGAUAAAGUAGGCCAUGUCGCCGAACUGGGCACUGCGUUACAAGUUGUCUACGUGGUCAUUAAGAAGUGCUCUGAUUUCAGUAGUCUGUGCCUCAGUCCGAAAUGCGGUGAUAUGGCCACUUUAUGUCGUGGAGAUUCUGGAGGCCCAGUGAUACACCCUUCUGGUAUAGUAGCAGUAAAUUCUUACGCGGCAAUCGAUUUAUGUAAUGCAUACCAAAAUACACACAAACAACUAACUGUAUCUUUUGGAGGCGGCGUCAUUCCAGUUAGUCGUUACAUUGAUUGGAUAGCUGAUGUUAUAAAUAAUGGUUCUGUUACUAAAUGA
Molecule: messenger RNA, 564 nt
Organism: Chilo suppressalis (striped riceborer)
Lineage: Eukaryota; Metazoa; Arthropoda; Insecta; Lepidoptera; Crambidae
Source: the annotation of a GenBank genome assembly